AUUCGCUAUAAAAGUACCUUUUCUGAGUAAACAACGUAACAAUUCUUGAAAACUCACCGAAGAACAACAACUCUCGAUCUGAAACAUGUGGAAGGUCAGCUUGCACUUGUUUGCUCUUGUUUGCGCGUCCGCUGUUGCCGAAUUCGAAGUUCCGGACGCGACGAUUGAAGCUUACAGUCCCGAGGGAUUAAAAGUUUCCAUUCCAGAUGUCGACGGAAUCAAACUUUUUGCAUUCCACGGCAAAGUCAACGAGGAAAUGGAGGGCAGGGAAGCAGGGACGUUUUCGAGCGACGUAACAAGAGCGAAAGAUGGAAGUUGGACGUUCUACGAUCCAAACGCCAAACUAAGCGUGGGUGACACUUUGUAUUAUUGGACUUUUGCCGAUUACUAUGACGGGGAGAACAAGCUCGGCUACGUGAAAGAAGAUCAGGAAUUUACUGUCACUGUUCGAUUGUGCGUAAUAUUUCAGAUCGAAUAUUCGGCAACGAUGGUGGUGAUAUUGAAUAUCCUCCUGUUUAAUUUUUUUUGCGGUUUUAGCGAGGCUGGUCUUAGCGUAACCGAAGUCUCCGGCAGCUUAACGACGAAACGAAAGUUGAAAUCUGGACAGUUAAUAUUCGAAGAUAACUUCGACGUAUUCGAUUCAUAUAAAUGGCAACACGAACCCAACGGAAACUCGCACCUGAAAGAGUUCCAGUGGUACACCAACAGUUCCCGUAAUUCUUACGUAGAAAACGGAAUUUUGCACAUCAAACCAACCCUUUACAACGAAACUGGGACAGAUCCUAUUAAUGAACCAAACUUUUACCCCAUUCGAAGCGCUCGAAUAAGCACAGAGGACUUGUUUGCUUUCAAAUAUGGCUUCGUCGAGAUCAAUGCGAAAAUCCCCUCAGGCGAUUGGCUGUUUCCAGCGUUGUGGAUGAUGCCUUCCGAAGGGACUUACACCAAGGUAUGGCCGUUAUGCGGCGAAAUCGACAUCAUGGAAGCGGCCGGCAAUAAGAACUUAACCAAUUCCCAGCAAGAACCGAUAGGUCAGCAACGGGUCAGCAGUACCCUGCACUGGGGGCCCAGCAGAGCUCUCGACAGAUGGAGGUUAACCUUUAUCACCAAAAACGAUCCGUCCUCCUUUAGUUCGACUUUCCGCAAGUACCAGCUCCAAUGGAGCCCCCAGGGUCUGACGUUUUUCGUUGACGGAGAGGAAAGCGGCACCAUAAGCACCCCCGAUGGCGGAUUUUGGAAUUUGGGAAAUUUUAAUGGAACUGGUUUCGCAAAUCCAUGGAUUAAUGGCACAAACCUAGCUCCGUUCGAUCAGAAAUUUUUCCUAAUUAUCAACCUGGCGGUGGGAGGUACGUCCUAUUUUUCAGAUAACAGUGUCAACGCAGGAGGUAAACCUUGGCAAAAUAACUCGCCCAAUGCCAGCGCGGACUUCUGGAACGCCAGAAGUCAAUGGUUGCCGACUUGGAAUCCGGAAUCCGACGAUUCCCACUUUCAGAUAGAUUACGUACGCGUGUGGGCAUUAUAAUUUGGAAAACCACGAAUUUCCUUUUUAAUCUGAUUUUUGUAGUACAUUUUUUUGAUAAUAUGUUUUGCUACAUAAGUGCGUACGGUGAUUUGUUCGAAGUAUACCUCAACGAAGCUCUACACGCGAAAAACAAAAUGGUUCACAUAUGUUAAGUUCGAUUUGAGGAUAAGUAAGCUUUGCACAUACUCGAGACUAAGCUGGCUUAAAAUUAUAAUGGCAAAUUCUCGCUAUCUUAA
Cylas formicarius (sweet potato weevil) is the source of this 1755-nucleotide messenger RNA. RefSeq names its product beta-1,3-glucan-binding protein-like. Lineage: Eukaryota; Metazoa; Arthropoda; Insecta; Coleoptera; Brentidae. Bases 86 to 1519 code for a protein of 477 amino acids. Gene Ontology annotation, molecular function: hydrolase activity, hydrolyzing O-glycosyl compounds; carbohydrate binding. Gene Ontology annotation, biological process: carbohydrate metabolic process. The transcript is spliced from 8 exons. The record is from RefSeq and is a predicted model, not a curated record.